Messenger RNA from Alternaria postmessia, 1041 nucleotides. RefSeq lists its product as uncharacterized. The record is from RefSeq and is a predicted model, not a curated record. The transcript has 2 exons. The coding region runs from base 1 to 1041 and encodes 346 amino acids. Lineage: Eukaryota; Fungi; Ascomycota; Dothideomycetes; Pleosporales; Pleosporaceae.
AUGUGCGAUUUCUCGUUCUUAUGGGUAAGACUAGCCUACAUGUGGCUAUUUCAACAGGGCCAGCCUGAUCUGAGCUUGUUGGGCGAAAUUUCAAGUAUUCAGAGAGACAAGGAUGGUAUUUGCCCAAACUUCAACAUGGAGGAUACAGAGGUCAAAAAAGGGGGGAAACCGGCCGUAACGAGGACAUGGUAUUCUCUUCGAGACCCAAAGACCGGAUCGCUGGUCGAGGAAAUGACGGCCUGUUCGGACUGCGUUGCGCAUAUCAACAUCAUCUUUCCUUGCCUGAAGCGGAUUUUUGCGCCAGUUGCGGAUGGACAAGCGCUACUUGCAACCUGCGACCUUAUGACUCAAGGAAAUGGACAACAACGGUGUCUAGAGUACGUUGACAAGAUCGCCAGCGUUGCAGAAAUUACACUGGAAACCAAAACCCGGGACGUUACACCACUGAUCGAUUUUGUCAAGAAGUGGGCACCAGUCCCUGUCUGCCAAAAGGGGAAUUCGGUCAAAGGAGAGAAACAAUACUGCUUGUCAUCCAUGGCAUCCGAGUUCACCGCUUGUGAAGACUGCUACCUCAAACACGUUGAGCCCCUCUACUCCAGUUCACCGCGACCAGCGAUCCUCUCGCAGUUCAGGGCUCAAGAACCACACCCUGGUGGUUUCAUGUGUGACCUCUACUCUCCCCGCCUUCAGACCUACUUCACAGACGCCUGCCGUACCAAUGACCUGUCAACUUUUCGGCAGAAGAUUCAGGCACGAAACAACAAGAUGCAAGAAUUGGAUAUUCAGCUUGCACGCAUGAAGCAAGAGUUCCAGCAGCUGAAGAUGCAGGAGAAUAUGCAUAUGAAUCAGAUGAGGAUCGCUCAAUCGCAGGCUAGGAUGGCUAGCACGCAAUGGACUGUCAGCGGAUGGAUCGGACCCCCAAUUGAUUGGAGUGCGACGAAUGCGCAAAUGGCCAAGGCUAGCGAAAAGGCUAUGCAGGCGGCUAUUAUUCAAGACAACAUGACGGCGUUGGAAAAGGAAUGGAACGACCACUGGAAGUAA